ACAACAACACACAUUACAGUGAAUAAAGUUUUUGGUUGCUAUAUUUGAGCAAAUAACAUGCAAUUAACAACCGUGAACACGUUGUGUUUUGUAGUUAUUCCAACUGCCACGUGCACGCAACCCCUUCAUAAUCCUUCACCUCUCAUUUCAACUUUCAUCGAACUCAUUCUUCUGUGAGUUUCUGAGUUUGAGUUUGUUUGAAUACAAGUUGAAAAAAAAUUUUAAAAAUAUUUUUAACUUGUAUUCAAACAUCUCUCUCCAAGAUGGGUGCCAACAAUUCAAGGCUGCCAGGAAGUGGGGGAGAGGUGUUGCCGGCUAAAAUCCGGCCUCUACUCCGCCGCCGAGUGGAAGAGUUGAGAAGACGGAGGAGCGGAGCCACUAUGGGAAGAGAACAAGAAGAAGAGGCUACAUUCUCAAAGAAGCAUAUUCUCAAUUUUGAUGAUGAAAGUGAGAGUUCUACAAUUGCCAAACGUGGAGAUAGCCUCUCCAAAGUGGUUCCCUUGCCCGUUGAAAAGAAGGAUGAGGUUGUUGACAGUGAUGAAGAGGAAGAAGAAGAAGAAGAAGAAAACGAGGAGGAUGAUGAAAUUGAAAGUGGAAGAUUUAUAGGUCCUGCCUCGCCUAGCUUCAAAAUUUAUUGCAUUCAACCUGAGAAUAGUAAAAGAGAGGCAGAAUUAUGUCGCUCAAAUGCUCUAGGUGAUCAUGAAAAUCAAACGUGUGUGUUCCAGAAAUCACCUAGUGCUAACAGUGUCGAAAGCUCUGCAUCAGCUGACACCAACGAGAUGCUUCAGCUUGUUGAAAUGAAAUCAGCUCCGAAGAGAAAAGGAAAUAAGAAACAGAAAUUCGGGGCAAUGAAGAAUAAUAUAUUCCACGUUAGGCAUCUGCGUAACCGAAGGCACCCAAUGGAUUGCUCUUCCAAUGAAAGAAGAAAUAUUCUUACAGAGCAUUGAGAUGCCAGAAAGAAUGAAGACAAAUUAUUAUUAUUUGUUUGGGCUUCCGUAGGAACUUGUUCAAUUUCUUCUAAAUCGUCAUAUAUCAGUCAGUAGUUGAUCAUUGUAAAUUGUAAAACAUUCUCUUUGAAUCUCUCUUUCUUUCGAUUAUAUAUUUAUGUAACUAAUUA
This is a messenger RNA of Cajanus cajan (pigeon pea), 1117 nucleotides long. RefSeq lists its product as uncharacterized. The record is from RefSeq and is a predicted model, not a curated record. Lineage: Eukaryota; Viridiplantae; Streptophyta; Magnoliopsida; Fabales; Fabaceae.